AUGGAAUCGGGUGAAUUCAUACAACCUGUUGCAUCGUCCUACCACUCUUGGCCACGUUACGAGAGUCGUGGUGGUGGUCGUUUGCUGAGAAAUUUGCCUGGACCAAUGGGUUUUCGAGGAGGUCGUUUUGGUUAUGGACCAAUGCGAAUGCCUCGCGGGACGCCGCGGUUUAUGUAUGGACGUAUUAUGAAGCGAGGAUUUGCACAAAGGAGACCGUUUGAAUUCAAGAAAUUGCCCGAAGCAGCUAAGUAUAAAGAAUAUGCGGUUGCUCCCGACAACAUAAUAUGCUUCUCAGGCUUCCAAAAUGUCUUCACAGCCCAACACGAUUUUCCGUUGGAGAUCGAUGGUCGAGUGUAUGACAAUGUUAACCAUUUUUAUCAGCUUGCUAAAACAGAAGCGCUGUGUGGCGUCACAUCAUUGUUAAUGACAGAAUGUGUUGAAGUUGAUAGUUCAUCGAAGUCGACACCUAAAGACUAUAAUACACUUGCACGAAAUAUCUUGAAAAUCAAUAAAGUGAGUAGAAAUGCUGCGGAAGACUGGCGGAAAGGUCCUGGUCUUGAAGCAAUGCAGCGUGCAUUAUUAGCAAAAGUUGAACAGUGUGAAGAGCUUCGAAAAGAAUUAACGGAUUCUGGCGAUAAGUUGCUUGUACACUGUUUCGGCGGUGACGAUUUCUAUGCAAGUGCUUGUAAUCACAAUUAUAUACAGGACUGGGCAAAAAGCAUGCAAAACAACAAAGUCAUGAUUAAGAUUCCAAUGGAAUUCCCAUUAACUAAUGAAACAGUUCUCUCAAUUCCCAAGUUUGGUCUUGGUCGGAAUGUCCUGGGCGUAAUUUAUAUGCAGUUACGAGAAAUGUUACGUGACGGUGUUUUACCAUACAAAGGAACAACAAACAAGGCGUCGUGUGAAAGUCAAAAUAUGGAAAUGCAAUCUGAAGAACUGGCAGGACCAAGCAUUGUCCCGAGUGUACCGGCUCCACUUAAAAGUGAUACGCGUGAAAAUAGUUCAAGCGACGGUUUCAUCAUUGGUGGUGGGUCGAUACAGAGUUCAAUGAAAUCACGUUCUGCAGCCAGUACUACUUCUCGUAAUGUCCUUUCGGUACCUCUGGAGUAUCUUGCCAGCUUUAGCAGCAAGUGA
Messenger RNA from Brugia malayi, 1134 nucleotides. RefSeq lists its product as uncharacterized. Bases 1 to 1134 code for a protein of 377 amino acids. NCBI's taxonomy places the organism in Eukaryota, Metazoa, Nematoda, Chromadorea, Rhabditida, Onchocercidae. The record is from RefSeq and is a predicted model, not a curated record. The transcript is spliced from 12 exons.